This is a messenger RNA of Ochotona princeps (American pika), 1122 nucleotides long. It is a transcript of the gene MMADHC, whose product is annotated as metabolism of cobalamin associated D. Gene Ontology annotation, cellular component: mitochondrion. NCBI's taxonomy places the organism in Eukaryota, Metazoa, Chordata, Mammalia, Lagomorpha, Ochotonidae. The record is from RefSeq and is a predicted model, not a curated record. The transcript is spliced from 8 exons. Gene Ontology annotation, biological process: cobalamin metabolic process. The coding region runs from base 147 to 1037 and encodes 296 amino acids.
GCUCCCAGCGUAGAAGGCUGCUGUGUUUUCGCCGCCGCCAUUACCGCGGCGGGAAGAGUCUGCCUUCUGCGACAGCUGGAGGAGGCGGUGGUGACUGGAGUUACUUUACAGAAGGGGAUAUUCCACAUCCGUUUUCUGCGCUCGACAUGGCAAAUGUGCUUUGUAACAGAGCCAGACUAGUUUCCUAUCUCCCAGGGUUUGGCUCCUUGGUUAGGAGGGCUGUCAACCCCAGAGCUUUCUCAACUGCGGGCUCCUCAGGCUCUGAUGAGUCUCACGUGGCUACCGCACCUCCAGAUAUAUGCACGCGAACAGUGUGGCCUGAUGAAACGAUGGGACCCUUUGGACCUCAGGAUCAGAGGUUCCAGCUGCCUGGAAACAUAGGAUUUGACUGCCACCUCAAUGGCACUGCUUCACAGAAGGCAAACCAGACUGCUAAAGCUUUACCUGAUGUUCUAGUGGAGCCCUUAUCAAGUGAAAGACAUGAGUUUGUCAUGGCACAAUACGUUAAUGAAUUUCAAGGUCGUGAUACACCUGUUGAACAAGAAAUCAACAGUGCAGAAACUUACUUUGAAAGUGCCAGAGUAGAGUGUGCAAUCCAAACGUGUCCAGAACUGCUGCGAAGAGAUUUUGAAUCACUAUUUCCAGAAAUGUCUAAUAGCAAACUAAUGAUUCUGACUGUAACACAAAAAACUCAGAAUGACAUGACUGUUUGGAGUGAAGAGGUGGAAACUGAAAGAGAAAUUCUCUUAGAAAAGUUCAUCAAUGGUGCUAAGGAAAUUUGCUAUGCUCUCCGAGCAGAAGGCUAUUGGGCUGACUUUAUUGACCCGUCAUCUGGCUUGGCAUUUUUUGGACCAUAUACAAACAACACUCUUUUUGAAACAGAUGAACGCUACCGACAUUUAGGAUUCUCUAUUGAUGAUCUUGGCUGCUGUAAAGUGAUUCGUCACAGUCUCUGGGGCACCCAUGUGUUUGUAGGAAGUAUAUUCACUAAUGCAACACCGGACAGCCAUAUUAUGAAAAAAUUAAGUGGGAACUAGCAAGAAUGUCAGUUUAUUUGCGGUACUGUUUCUUUGUAAUAGAUUGAUUGAUAAACUCUGUCAAAGACUCCAGUUUUAAAAUAUA